Messenger RNA from Phacochoerus africanus (Common warthog), 1194 nucleotides. Its product is annotated as NADH-cytochrome b5 reductase 2. The record is from RefSeq and is a predicted model, not a curated record. Lineage: Eukaryota; Metazoa; Chordata; Mammalia; Artiodactyla; Suidae. Gene Ontology annotation, molecular function: oxidoreductase activity; FAD binding. Gene Ontology annotation, cellular component: mitochondrion.
GGGAAUCUGAAACGUCUCCUUUAGUCUGAUCUGCAGCUGGCCCCUCCCGACCCGCCAGGUCCACCGUAGGCUCAGCCCGCCUCCUGUUUUAGUAUCUUUACCUCCGCCUAGUUUCUUUCAGAACAGCCCGCUUCAUACGUGCCUUUGGCGUGGGGAUGGUGCCGCCGUGCCCGAGAGCCACCCUGCUCACGUUGUGUCUGGUAAGACCCAUCCCUGCUCCUGGCCAUCACUGUCGUUGGGGUCACGCAGCUCCCGUUGGCUUUGAAGAGCAUGAACUCAAAGAGGAAACGUCCUGUCACUUUGCAGGACCCUGAAACCGAGUACCCGCUACCCUGAUUGAGCAACAGGUCAUGGCAAAUCAACCACAACACCCAGAGGUUCCGCUUUGGGCUGCCCUCGCACCAUGCCUUAGGGCGUCCCGUGGGUACAUAUGUUCACCUCUUGGCCGAAACCGAUAGUGUCUUGGUGGUCAGGGCUUACACGCCUGUGUCCAGUGGUGAUGAUCUGGGCUUUGUGGACGUGAUUAUCAAGAUCUACUUCGAAAACGUACACCCCUAAUCAUCCAGAUGGGGGAAGAUGACUCGGCACCUGAGACACCACAGCAGAUGCCUUGAAAGCAGCCCAUUUACUUUCAUUUCUGCUUCACAAAUGAGGACACUCAAGAGCUCCGACUGGGGUGAGGGAGCCACUACCUGCGUGGCGGGCAUCGCGCCCCUGCUGCAGCUCAUCCGCUGCAGCACCAGGACCAGGACCUCCCUCAUCUCCGCCAACCAGACUGAGGAGGAGAUCUUGCUGAGAGAGGAGCUUGAAGAAGUUGCCAGAACCCACCCAAAGCAGCUCAACUUGUGAAACACCCUGGACAGGCCUCCUGGUGCUGCAGUCCCCACUGUCCCCAACCCCGGACUUAAUCAGGGGCCAGUCCCUGGCUGGGCUCGGAGGCUGAGGCUCCGUCUCUACGUGGGAAAUGCAGGCAUUGGAGGGAGAGGCGAGGCGGGCAACAUCAGGGGCCACCGGCUUCCGCACGGCAAGGGACAGAGCAUCUGCUGCACUGACUACGGCCACCGAUGCUCUGUCCCCAUGCCCUCGCCUCGGCCAGGCCAGCAGUCCUCACAGGCAGAGCUCCCCCGCCACCAGUGCACACAGCCCCCAAAGCCUGCACCCCCGCAGGCUGCCUCUCCCGCACACUCUAGCUGA